UUAUAUUUUAAAGGAAAACGAAGGUCUGAAUGCUAAAGUUACCUACCGUCUUCCAUCACCCUUUCCACAUCUCCCUCUCUAUCUCUGACCAUUCAUUCACACUGAAUAUACUUGCAAGAAAGUUCUGGUCGUGGUUGCAUAAGUCUGCAACUUCUGACGACCUCUAGCUUGGGGCUGAACGGGGCAGAUCGCCGGAUGGAUACUAGAGAUCCGAAUGAAUCUGCCUUAUCUCCGUCUGCAUCUGAGAAUUAUGACCGUAUUGGGCCAAAGCCAUAUUCAUACGGUGAACUAGCAAAGGCAACUGGUCUUUUCUCGCACAAUAACCUAAUUGGUCGAGGUGGUUUUGGUCAUGUUUUUAAGGCAUCCUUAGAUGGCGAGACUCGUGCUAUCAAGAGACUUGAUUAUCCGGGUAUAGAGUCCGAAGGAGAUUUGGAAAGGGAGAUUAUGGUCGUCAAAAGCAUCAGUCACAAAAACCUCGUUGAACUGGUUGGUUAUUGCAUUGAUGGAGCCAAUAGAUUGCUUAUUUUAAAGUAUUUUCCAAAUGGGUCUUUGAGAUCUAAAUUAGAUGGGAAGGAGAAUGUUUUAGACUGGAAAAAAAGAAUGAAUAUUGCUAUAGGUUCUGCAAGAGGAUUGGAAUAUCUACAUGAACACUGUGAACCUAAAAUUAUACAUUUAGAUAUCAAGCCGGAUAAUAUUCUUCUUGAUGAACAUUUUGAACCUAAGAUUACAGAUUUUGGACUUGCUCAUGUUUUUACGGACGUUGCUACUCACAUAUCCAAAUCAUCAGUUAUGGGAACCCGAGUUUAUGAAGAUCCACUAACGACGAAAUUGGGGAAGUAUUCUGAUAAGUCUGAUAUUUAUUCUUUUGGUGUUACACUUUUAGAGUUGAUUACCGGAAGAAAACCUCUAGAUAAUGGCACUGAUAUUGUUACUUGGGCAAAUCUUCGCAUUAAAAAAGUUUUAGACGGAAAAUAUGCAAAUUUUGUAGAUUCUAAAUUACAUUCUUUUGAUGCCGAACAAAUGCAUAGAAUGGUUUCUUGUAUUAAUUCUUGCUUAAAUCAACCUCCAAACUCUCGUCCAACGAUGGAAAAGAUACGUUUAGUUCUUGAAGGAAAAUCACCUCUAGAGGAAUUAUAUGGUCACGAAGGAUUGCAGCUGAGUAUGAUAUAUAAAGAACCGAAUCAUCAUAAGGGUUUUGGGCCAAAGCAAUAUUCAUUUGAUGAACUAGCAAUGGCAACCGAUCAUUUCUCGUUCAAUAAUCUAAUUGAUGAAGGUGGUUUAGGACAAAUUUUUAUCGGAUCUUUGAAUGGUGAGAUCCGUGCUAUCAAUAAACUUAAAAAUUUUCCGGAUUUACCCGAAGGAGAUUUUGAGAGACAGAUUAGGGUCUUUCAUAGUAUCCGUCACAAAAAUCUCAUUGAACUGCUUGGUUACUGCAUCGAUGGACCCAAUAGAUUUCUUAUUUUAGAGUAUUUUCCAAACGGAUCUUUGAAAUAUAAAUUACAUGAAAGUCAGAAUGUUUUGGACUGGAAAAAAAGAAUGAAGAUCGCUAUAGGUUCUGCAAGAGGAUUGGAAUAUUUACAUGAACAAUGUAAUCCUAAAAUCAUACAUUUAGAUAUCAAACCAAAUAAUAUUAUUCUUGAUCAUAACUUUGAACCUAAGAUUUCAGAUUUUGGACUCAGCACAUUUUUUACGGACGAUGAUAGUGACAUAGACGAAUCAUAUAUUGGAUGGACCCCAGGAUAUACAGAUCCGGCCAUAUUUCAAUCGAAAAAGUAUUCUGAUAAAUUCGAUGUAUAUUCUUUUGGUAUUACACUUUUAGAGUUGAUUACGGGAAGAAAGCCCAUUCAUAAAGGACUUGACAUUGUUACUUGGGUAAAUCCUCUAAUUAAAAAGGCUUUAGACGGAGAAUAUGUGAAUUUUGUAGAUUCCAGACUACAAUCUUUUGACCACAAUGAAAUGCAUCGAAUGAUUUUUUGUGCUAAUAGUUGUAUAAAUCAAUCUCCAAAAUCUCGUCCAUCAAUGAAAAAGAUAUUUCUAGCUCUUGAAGGACUUUUGCCUCUAGAGGUUUUAUGGGAUGAGAAGAACAACUACUUACUAGAGAGAGCUGCAAAUGAAGGUGAUCCCGUUGGAGUUCGAGCAGGAAAUAUUCCUCUGAAAAAUCUCAAGAAUUGAGCAGAAAUGUUUAAAAAAAGAAUUAUUUUUUUCCUUUUAAAUAGAAGUUGGAAACUUCAUUCAAAGGCCAAUUGAACAUCGAAAUAAAAGAUAGGCCUCAGUUGAGUUGGCAAAGGAAGACUUUCUGAAUUUUGCUUUGCUUGUAUGAACAUGUAUGUGGAUCAUUCUAUGUAUUGAUACGUCUUUGGAGUACUA
Manihot esculenta (cassava) is the source of this 2367-nucleotide messenger RNA. RefSeq names its product proline-rich receptor-like protein kinase PERK15. Gene Ontology annotation, molecular function: protein kinase activity; ATP binding. Bases 196 to 2172 code for a protein of 658 amino acids. The record is from RefSeq and is a predicted model, not a curated record. NCBI's taxonomy places the organism in Eukaryota, Viridiplantae, Streptophyta, Magnoliopsida, Malpighiales, Euphorbiaceae. The transcript is spliced from 16 exons. Gene Ontology annotation, biological process: protein phosphorylation.